AUCGCUGUUCAAGCCUUACCCUAAUUAAAGAUUCGACAUUCGUCCACACGGUAAAGCCUGAGUACUCAGAGUAUGAUUACAUUUUGGUCCUUAUGAUCUUUCAAAUAGCAAAUAUGCCCAUGACGUGAACCCGUUCAGUCAUUUAACAUCGUUAAAUGUUAAUGUCUCUUCGUCAUACCAAAUCCUAUAUCCAUUUGGCGUCCGGGAAAAAAAAUUGGCAGCGUACACUCCGCAUUUUAACCGCCGGCGACGGCGACAUUCCGGUUAGAUUCGUCGAGAAGAGAGUCUCUGAACCGACGUAAUUUCGCAACUUCAGUACUACUGGUUCGUUCGCCCAAACUCUCAGUAAACGAAACCCACUCCUUCACCAUCUACGACGGCCUUACCCCAAAUUGGGUCAUCGACCCGCUGAUGUACGAAACCCCAACAAUUUAUUGAUGCAUCCUCACUCCUGCCUACCAAUGCAAAUACUCCCAAAUUGAUAUAGAAGAAGAAAAAAGGAUCUUCAUUCUAUUAUGGAGGAUGACCAAAUGAAAAUAAGCUGUGGGAGCAAAAGAGCAAGAUCUGCAGAAUUUAAUUUACACUGGAGUGAAUGGCAACUCCUUGAUUCCAUUCUCCCUACCGGAGGGUUCGCUCAUUCAUUUGGUAUUGAGGCUGGUGUUCAAGCCCGCACUAUUUCAUCUCCUGAUGAUCUUCGAACUUAUCUGAUUCAUGUGUUGGAGAAUACUGGGAGCUUACUACUUCCUUUUGUUUACUCUGCAACUGUUAAUCCAACUUUAGAAACCUGGCAUAAACUUGACAGAAUGUUGGAUGCAACUUUAACUAAUGAAGUAAGUCGAAAGGCAUCAAUUACACAAGGUUUGGCACUUAUGAGAGUAGCUGCUGCAGUGUUUUCAGAAAUUCCCUCUCUCAAAAGUAUGAGGGAAACCUCUUUGUGCUCUGGCACUGUUGCUUUCCACCAUGCUCCUGUUUUUGGGAUGAUCUGUGGACUUCUUGGGUUGCAGAGUGAAACUUCUCAGAGAGCUUACAUGUUUGUCACAAUAAGAGAUGCUAUUUCUGCAGCUACACGAUUGAACUUAGUUGGACCACUUGGUGCAGCCGUAUUGCAGCAUGAGAUUGGUGUUGUUGCUGAAGCUAUGUUGAACAGAUGGAAAGACCGUGUAGUUGAGGAAGCUUGCCAAACGGCUCCAUUGCUUGAUAUUGUGCAAGGGUGUCAUGGUUACUUGUUUUCUAGACUGUUUUCUUCUUGAUGUUCCAGCAAGGGCUUCAGUUUUUUUUUUUUUCCUUCUGUUUUGUUCAUCUACGAGCUUUGUAAAUUUCGGCUGAUUUUUAAGAAACCUAAAUGUGGAUUGCUCGAUGACAUGUUAUGGCCUUCAACAAUGUGUUUGAUGUAUUUGUUAUUCUCAACUCAGAUUUUAUCAAUUUACAGUUGAUUGAAAAUUCGUAUUUA
Molecule: messenger RNA, 1450 nt
Organism: Mangifera indica (mango)
Lineage: Eukaryota; Viridiplantae; Streptophyta; Magnoliopsida; Sapindales; Anacardiaceae
Product: urease accessory protein F
Exons: 2
Coding region: 516-1250 (244 amino acids)
Molecular function (GO): nickel cation binding
Source: RefSeq, a predicted model, not a curated record